This is a messenger RNA of Lentinula edodes (shiitake mushroom), 1547 nucleotides long. RefSeq lists its product as uncharacterized. The transcript has 2 exons. The record is from RefSeq and is a predicted model, not a curated record. Lineage: Eukaryota; Fungi; Basidiomycota; Agaricomycetes; Agaricales; Omphalotaceae. Bases 227 to 1324 code for a protein of 365 amino acids.
CAGAUGGGGAAGAGAGUAUCCGGAGUCGGAGCAACUUGAAUCGACGGGAUGCACGUGGCCCGGGAGUUACUAUUACGUUUAUGUAGGUCCUUAACAUUACCGGCUCUCAAGUGUUUGAACGCGGUGUCUUUCCGACUCUCUCGCUCAUACUCGACUCGUACGCGGAACACUACAAUUACACAAGCUAUCUUUACUUCUGGACAACCCGUAGAUUUUCAGGAAAAAAAUGCCCCCCAAACGAACAAAACAGGCGAAAGGCAAAAGAAUCCAAAGAACACCGAAAAUUUGUCACAUAAAUCGUCUUUCAAACGAUCUACUCCUCGAAAUUUUACGUCAUUUCUGUGAUUCACGUACCGCGGAAAGGUUCAAACGAACCUGCAAAUAUCCAGACUUCGACGCCAACUUCCUUGCUGUCAGUUUUGUGAACAAGCGCUGGCGCUCGAUAAUUCUUGCUACACCCUCUCUGUGGGGUAAAAUCUACGUGGCAUUAGAUUCUAUAUCACCAGAGAAGACACCACCAUUCAUUAAUUCUCUGGUUAAUCUCUAUCUAGAGCGCUCCAAGGGAGCUGCGCUUGAUAUCUGUGUGCUAUACUCUGAUUACGGAGUCGAAGAUGAAGAUUAUAACUCAGAACAGGAAGGAGAGGAAGGUGGUAAUGCGGGGCUUUUGUUUCCAGUUCUCCCUAAACUUUUCCAGCAUGCAUUCCGGUGGCGUAGUGCUGUUCUACGGCUUCCCCAGUCGAGCGUCUUGGAUAGCAUGCGCGUUCCUAGCGAUUUUCCAGUCCUUCAAAAGCUAGAUAUUAAGUGCGUACCGGCACCGGACAUGGACGCGGGAACCACUUCGUUUCCAGGCUUUCUGUCGCCUCUAUUAAGGAAACUUUCUGUAACCAAGUUUGCCUUUGAAGGCGACUUCGGUUCUACUUGCCUGGAUGACAUUUCCCUCACCUGGGUAACACCAGCAACCGCUGUGGAUUUUUUCGAAAACGCAUCAUCCAAAUGUACUGCUAAUAUCCAUACGCUGUUCUCGCCGUAUAGGUAUUUUGGUUCCUCCCAUGUUACGUCGAAGUUGAUGGCCUUAACGGUCACUGCAACACGCGAGGAAAACAUGGCUCCCGACCCACUAGGGAACUUACUUGAUUGCCUCACGCUCCCAAACGUAGAAAAACUUACAUUUGUCGAUGAGAGGGACAACUCGUACAACACCUUGUCCCAAUCUUGGUUGUUCCCAACGAAGUCCCUGCUAUCCCUAUUCGACCGAUCCCUGUUGACUACCACAAAUCUGACUUGCAUUUCGCUGGCCGUUACAUCUCCGAUUCUGAUCUUAUGAAGAUCCUGGACAGGCUCCCUGCUUUAAAGCAUCUCGUCUUUAAGGAAGCCUCGCCGAAGAUAGAUGAAUCCAAUCCUUUGACGGAACAUUUCUUCCAGAGUUUCGUGGCCCGCUACAAUCCAGUGAAAGACCAUUCAAAUGACGUCGGCAUCAGUGCUCCAUUUCUCCCCGAUCUCACACACAUCGAACUCGGGUUCAACUCCAAAUCUUUUCCCUCAAUAGC